UACAACUGCAGCAGAGAUUUUUAUUUUUAUACAUUCGAUUCGAUGAACCUACGUCCGUCUGUCAACACCGAAGAAAUCAUGUAGUAGUGCAGACACGAACCUCCAUCGUAAUCUAACGACACACAUUCAUAGGUACGAGUAUUUUCUGAAGGUACCUAUAUAAUACACAUAGGUCUUAUCUUGAACGACGUUCACCCAUAUUUGAAGGUAUGGAGAUGGACGCUAUCAACGAUCGCGUGAAGAAUUACCUGACUCACGUCGGUGGUGAACUCAAAGGCUAUGAUGAGUGGACGAUCAGCACUGGACCCGCAACGGUGGCUGGUCGUGGCGUCGUGGCCACCCGUGAUUACAACGUGGGUGACGUGAUAUUCGUAGACGUUCCACUGAUUGUUUCACCGAGAGCGUUGAGCACGGACGGCACCCGAAGCCCAGUGUGUCCAGUAUGCUACUCUGUAUUAACGACGCCAAUCGGAUGUCCGGGUGGUUGCCAGUGGCCGGUGUGUGGACUUCAGUGUGCCAACCAUCCCGAACACCAGAACGAGUGCCGGUACGUCCGACAGCUAUGCCCGAAAACAAAGAGCGACGACCAGACGUGGUCAGCGGGCAUGUACAAUGCAAUCACGGCCGUCCGGGGCCUUUCGAUCAGGGACGGGGAGUACAAGUACUUCCUGGACAUGUUGCAAAAAAAAUUGACGGAUAAACUUACGUUUGAGGUUGAAGAACUGAAAAGAAACAUAAGUAUGGAUUUAGACAAGGAAGAUGAAAAAAUAAUGGUAACUACAUGUAAAAUAAUGGAUGCUAAUUGUUUUGAAACAAUAGUAAAUCGUUCCAAUAAAUCAAUAAGUUUGAAAGGUUUGUACCCUGUAGCAGCAUUUAUGAACCAUUGUUGUGUUCCAAACACAAUGCACAAUUUUAACGAGAAACUUCAAAUGAUCGUAAAAGCUUCCUUGCCAAUAUAUAAAGGACAGGAAAUUAAUACUAGUUACACAUAUUCAAUUUGGCCUACUUCGCUACGUCAGAAGCACUUGUUAAUGUCAAAACAAUUUAUUUGCACCUGUAGUAGAUGCUGUGACAUAGAAGAAUUUGGAACUGAGUUAGCAGCACUGAAUUGCAUAGUUAAAAACUGUGACGGUCGCAUUUUACCAAUCAAUCCAUUAGACAAAAUGUCGAUUUGGCAAUGCAAGAUUUGCAAAAAAUUGGUAUCGAGCUCAGAAAUGAUAUGUUUCUACAAACAUGUUGAAACUUUAAUGAAAAGCAUAAAUUUAUUCUGUCCAAAAAGCUUUGAAGCAAUUUUAAAGUCAUUUAAUAUUCAUAAAGACAGUCCAUUUGUAGUUGAUUUAAGAUUGAAAUUUAUUUGGAAGUCAAAAAACCAAAGUUUGAAUCAUGAACAAUUGCUUUAUAAAGAAAAAUUAUGCAUGGAAAUGUUGGAUUUAAUACAAAAACUAAGAUUAGGUCAAUGUCGAUUAUUAGGUUUAAUAUCUCUAGAACUUCUGAAGGUGAUUAGGGAAAAAGCUUAUCGUUUCCGGUGGAAAUGGAACACAAAAACAUUAAAUGUACGUACACAAUAUUMUCAUGGUGUUAUUAGCGAUAUUGUAUAUUUCAAAUACGCAYCAAUUGUGUCAGUGGACGUCGAACGUUCAUUUUCGACGUACAAGACUUUGUUGGCUGACAACCGCCGUAAAUUCAAAUUUGAUAAUCUGGCCAAGCAUUUAAUAAUCCAAUGUAACACUCAAGCCCUUCAGGAUUCUGACCAGAGUGACUGA
Molecule: messenger RNA, 1763 nt
Organism: Diuraphis noxia (Russian wheat aphid)
Lineage: Eukaryota; Metazoa; Arthropoda; Insecta; Hemiptera; Aphididae
Product: SET domain-containing protein SmydA-8-like
Molecular function (GO): protein binding
Source: RefSeq, a predicted model, not a curated record